This is a messenger RNA of Mizuhopecten yessoensis (Yesso scallop), 2357 nucleotides long. RefSeq names its product sodium-dependent multivitamin transporter-like. NCBI's taxonomy places the organism in Eukaryota, Metazoa, Mollusca, Bivalvia, Pectinida, Pectinidae. The transcript is spliced from 19 exons. Gene Ontology annotation, cellular component: membrane. Gene Ontology annotation, molecular function: symporter activity. The record is from RefSeq and is a predicted model, not a curated record. Gene Ontology annotation, biological process: sodium ion transport; transmembrane transport. The coding region runs from base 403 to 2253 and encodes 616 amino acids.
AUCUAAGUCGACGUAAUGUACAAAUACAGUCCAUCAUCGGAGGACUAUCACACAGCAAAAUAGGUAUGGUAAAAUACAUUCCUAAGUGGGAAAAUCUGUUCUCAAGUUCUUCUCAAGUCGUUCUCAACUAUUCCCAUACUGACAACCCAUGAUAAUGAACUGAUCAUGCUACCGAUAGAUGGCACAAAGUGAGGAGACACAAAUCGUAGACUUUGUCCCCCAUUACAAACGAGGGCGCUGGCUAUUACACGAGCUUAAAAGUAGAUCGUGCACUUGGUCAACAUCAUCCAACGCGCUCACACUGGCAAGCAAGGCAGUAUCUUCAUCAGGUCAAAAGAGACAAUCAGUGAAUCUUUCAAGGAAAAUCAAGGCGUUAAAGAUUACUACGUUCUAUUGAACAGAAUGGCCUUUUUGAAAUGGGAAGACUACGUCAUGUUUGUUAUAACACUUGUUUUCUCUCUGGGAAUCGGCCUCUUCUUUUCUUUACGGAGCAACAGACUGAAAACUACAAAACGAUUUAUUCUAGGCGAUGGCAAUAUGUCGUCAUUUCCGGUGGCCUUGUCUUUAAUGGUUUCAUUUGAAUCUGGCGUUAUGAUGUUGGGAGUUCCGGCGGAAGUGUAUAUGUAUGGUAUGCAGUGGUAUAUUUCUAUUAUAGCUAGUUUCUUUUCUUAUCUAUUGACAACACAUUUGUUGAUACCAUCGCUAAAGGAGCUCAAACUUACCAGUAUAAACCAGUAUAUGGAGCUUCGAUACAACUCUCAUGGACUCCGACUGUUUGCAACAAUAAUUAGUUUGCUUUCAUGGGCGAACUAUCUUGGAACCGUAUUAUUUGUGCCGGCUGUUACAUUGGAAAUAGUGGCUGGUAUUCCUAUGUGGAUCUCUAUUGUCUCACUGACGAUCGUUGUGGUGGUAUAUACUAUUAUUGGAGGGUUCACAGCUGUAAUAUGGACAGAUGUAUUUCAGGCCUUUCUCAUGUUUGGUGGAAUGUUUGCCAUUCUCAUCAAGGGCACGAUGGAAGCGGGUGGAGUGGCAAACACUUGGAGCAUUGUGAGGGAGAAAGGAAGAUUUAACAUGUUAGACUUUAAUCCCGAUCCGACUUUACGUCAGUCGUUUUGGAGCCUUACAAUUGGCGGUGUGUUUCAUGGGUUAAGAAUGCAAUUCAAUCAAGCGACUUAUCAGAGGGUCAAAGCAACGUCUACUGUAUCAGCAGCCAAACGGAUGUAUAUGAUCGCGGCCUUUCUUCUACUGUUUAUAUCCGGUCUUGCGGUCUUAGAAGGAGCAGUGAUGUUUGCAUACUACCAUUCAAAAGGAUGUGAUCCACUGGAGGUCGAUCAAGUCCGAAACCAAAACCAAUUAAUAGCAAAAAUGGUACGAGACAUAUUUCUGGAUACACCGUGUCUUCCUGGACUUUUCUUGGCAGCGCUUUUUAGCGCUUCACUAAGUACCAUGUCGUCUGUGUUAAGUGCAAUGUCGGCUGUGUUUUGGGAGGAUAUCAUCAAACCGCACACUAAACCUAUGUCGGACAAACGGGCUAUACGAAUCGCCCAAUUAUCAGUGUUAUUUUUCGGAGGGAUCUCUGUCUGUAUUGCCAUUGGCAUUUCCGGCAUUGAUGGACCAAUUUCACGGAUACUUGACAUAACUGGGUCUUGUUUUGACGGUGCUGUUGGAGGACUGUUUAUCCUUGGAUGGUUCGUACCGAGAGCCAAUGCACGGGGUGGAUUAGUCGGCGGCUUUGUAAGCGUCCUCUUUGUAGGAUGGAUAUCGUUCGGGAAAUUGAUUUCCUCAGGAGUGCGUGUAACUGCAAAAUUAGAACCGGCUUCGACGGAAAAAUGUCCACCGCUAAAUAUAUCGGGGAUUAUAAAUGCAACUUUAUACGGACAAUUGUCUGCAGGAACAAUGUGGAACGAAUCGUACUAUAAAACUGAUGUGACUCCAACGACAAUCAUUUCCGAGCCAGACGGACUAGAUACACUGUACUCUCUGUCCUAUAAAUGGUUAACGCCGCUAGGUAUUGUCCUGGUUCUAAUUGUCGGAUCUCUCGUCAGCCGUCUACAAGCUCGGACGCCUGUCGACCCUUCAUUGGUCGUUCCAAUAUGUGAUUAUCUGUGUUGCUGUAUGCCUGAGCUAUUCAGAAGAAAGUUCCGAUGCGGUGUCAAGUAUCCCCCGACUGUUAAAAAUACAGAUGAAGCUGCAGCAGAAUCAGCUGUUGAAAUGUUAUCUCCACACGACAGUUCGCGGUUGUCAUCAGGCUAAAUCGCUGCAUAAAUAUGAACACAAUACAUCUCCAGCACACACACAGGCAUACAUACAUAGGAAGAUAUUCGCCAGAUGGCAUAGGACUAGUAGUUAGCGCCUGA